AUGUCGGGAAGUGACAGCCUGGCCGCAGCCGCGACGGCGACGGGCGUCGGAGGCGCGCGCGAUGAAGAAACAGAAGUCCAACCAUCAAACUCAGUCACACGUCUUUCUUCAGAUGAUAUCGAUUUGUAUGGCUUUUGUCCAGAGAGGGAUGAUUUCUAUGGAGUAGUAUGUGAAAUAUGCGAUGCCAUAGUGAAACCGCAAGCUCUCAUUCAACAUAUAGAGUGUCGCCAUUCCGGCAUGGCAAAUUUUCCGCCACCUACGACCCCAGUCACAAAACCGUCCAUAAAAACUCCCUUCUGCAAGGUCUCCAAGCUGAAGAGAAACACUCAACCAUCAGUUCCUUCAGUUUCUGCUUCAAUUCCUAUUGUUGGUAGCGCGAAGCUGAACCACACGACCGUUAAGCGUACUGCGGAUCAGGCGAACUUGUCUGUAGGUGGCUCUCUGCCGAUCUCCUCGUCACCCCGAUCGCCUCUUGAAUCGAUCACGGUACAAACUACCUCUCCUAACAUAGCCGGUUCUUCGAAUAUUAUCAGUGCAUCUACAAGCAGCGGAGGGAGUCCGAGUAAAAGCCCUGGUCCCAGCAGUAACAGUGGCACCAACCAGCCUCGUCGGAAGAGGCUCAAAACGGAUCGCUCGUUACUCAAAGACCGCGAGUACGAUCCCGAUCGGCACUGCGGUGUGUUGAACGAGGAGACCGGCAAGCCCUGCACCAGGUCGCUCACAUGCAAAGCGCACACUGUCUCGCUGCGCCGAACGGUCGUCGGUCGCAGCAAGACCUUCGACAAGCUCCUCGCGGAACAUCGUGCCGCGAAGGAGCAGCCGAAUAGCGGCGGUAGCCGGCAGACAACGAAGGUGACGGUCUCUGGAACCGUCACUGUAUCCUCGGCCGUUACCGCCGCCGCCGCCGCCACCGCCGUAUCCAACCUGAAUAAUCCUCUUGCUCCCAACACUCCAGUAUCUAUUGCCGACUCGGAAACGCCGAGCUCACCGCCUGUACUAUCGUUACCGGACACGUAUCCACUGCCAAAGGCUGUUGAUUUGCUUUAUCGGUGUCUGGCCCCGCAUGGCUCCACUAAACCUACCAAACUCGAAGAGGACUUUGUCAAUUCGGAGGAGCUGCGGAAUCUAGAGUCCACGCUGGUGGCCAAUUCUACCAUCGCUGGCAGCAGUAGUAGCAACAGCAGUAGCGGCUCAUCACAACAGCAGUCAAGUUCAAUGAUGGCACCAAUAUCCGUAAUGCUACCAUCACUAUCCCCAUUACCGGGUACCAACAGCGAAGAGUCAUCAGGAAUAGCCACCUUGAUACCAAGUACUACCACGACGCCCACAAUGCCAGUCGUACCGGCACCACUGCCAACCACUUGCAUACAACCACCUACGGUAGUCGCCACUGUGCUCGAAGGCGAGACUCCUGUGGACAUCGAUGCCGAGACCAUGUCCAUGUACUCACCCGUUUACACCACCAAAGACACUAAAUCCCAGCUACUAAUGCAGAUACAGUCACGGCCAAAUAGCCAUUCAUCACAGUCACCAAUCUCAGUCAGGAAUUAUCAGCAAAUGCAAGUUUCCAUGCCGAGUCUGAAUUUGUUCGAACCAGUGGAACAGCUGGAGCAACAGCAUGCCAGUCAAAUCAACGGCAAGAGAUUGAAUCAUGCGAGCUCGGUAUCGCGGCAACAAAAAAGGCACAAGUCACAACAUGAGCAAUUGUGCCAAUCGUCGCAAGAUUUUCCAACGUCUGCAUCGAUUCAGGUCGAAGCAACGACCACAUCGUCGCCAUAUCCUCACUUCGGCGACAUCUCCUGGUCGAAUUGUCAUCCGGAGCCAUUGGCGGUUAGUCGGUGGCUCCGCAUCUCUUCCAGCCGCAAACAAUACAACUUCAAUAUUCACUGACAUAAGACCCCACCCACUCCGGGCUGAGGACCGUGUGCCGCGGGCGUCGUUUGUCUACCUCUUUAUCUUCAUGCGACCCCCUUUUUCUUCACCGUCGCCCACGUCAUCAUCCUAGUCAUCGUCGCUACACAGUCGAUGUUGCGUCCACAGCCCGUCGAGGGGGGAAGACUCUUGUUUUCGCUAUCAUGUAUGAUUACUUCGCGCAAUGAGAUCAAUUGCGAUGUAUCACCUUGGGCGACACUCCUGUCGAACUUGAAAUGCGCCAUGUGAUCUUUCACUGCUAAUAUCGCGCAGCACGAAUCUGUCAGAUCACGAAUGCGCUAAUUGUGCCGUGAAGAAUUCUCGAUCAACGGCCUAUGAUGAUCGCGUAUGUGGACGUGUACCUGAACUCACGGAACUUCAUAAAAAGAAGAAACGGGUUGAUGCUCUAUUUCCGUUUAUUCGCUGAAUUUAUAAUGUAAAAUAGAUACAAAAAGAUCAAGAGAGAUAAACAGAUACGAGAAUAAUUGAGAGCAUGUCUCGAUGACAGUGAAUGAAUGAAUGCAUAACAACAUUGCGAUAUCAUAAUUUUUACACAGAAUCCUCACGGUAUACCACUGAGAGAUUUAUUAUACGGUUCAUCACGUCGCAGAACAUUCCUUCAGUCCUGUUUUCUUAACAACACGUAUCACGACUCUCUUACAGGGAUUGCGGAAACGAAUUUUUUAUUAGGUGAUUUCGAAGUGCUUUUCAAGGUAAGAGUUUAUGUUUUGUAUCAGGGAUAUUUCUGUUAUAA
This is a messenger RNA of Mycetomoellerius zeteki, 2665 nucleotides long. Its product is annotated as ataxin-7-like protein 1. Bases 1 to 1890 code for a protein of 629 amino acids. Lineage: Eukaryota; Metazoa; Arthropoda; Insecta; Hymenoptera; Formicidae. The transcript has 6 exons. The record is from RefSeq and is a predicted model, not a curated record.